This is a messenger RNA of Aspergillus oryzae RIB40, 1206 nucleotides long. Its product is annotated as MAGE domain-containing protein. Gene Ontology annotation, cellular component: nucleus. Bases 1 to 1206 code for a protein of 401 amino acids. The record is from RefSeq and is a predicted model, not a curated record. Gene Ontology annotation, biological process: DNA repair. The transcript is spliced from 6 exons. Lineage: Eukaryota; Fungi; Ascomycota; Eurotiomycetes; Eurotiales; Aspergillaceae.
AUGCCCCUCAUCCGCAAACGCCGCGCCGACCCCCCACCCUCAAACUCCGAAGCAGACUCAUCCGGCUCAGAAGAAGACCAAAGCCAAGGCCCAACUCCCCAACGCCGCCGCACCUCCAACCAAAACCAACACCAAACCCAAGCCUCCGCCUCCGACACCGACGACGAUGCAACCCACCACCCGAGCAGCACCGACGUGAUGGUCAAGAAGAUGGUGCGACUCGCCCUGGCCAGCGAGUAUGCGCGGCAGCCGAUCCGCCGGACGGAGAUUAGUGCCAAGGUGCUGGGCGAUCAGGGGGUGAGACAAUUUAAGGUGGUGUUUGAGUCGGCGCAGAAGGUGUUGCGGGAGAAGUUUGGGAUGCAGAUGGUGGAGUUGCCGGGGAGGGAGAGAGUUACGAUUCAUGAUCGGCGGGGUGCGUUUUUUCUCCUCUAUCUCAAGGCGGCCCAAAAAGUCGAAAAAUCCUCCUCGACAAACAAAUCCUGGAUCGUGGGUAGUACGUUACCGGCCGCGUAUCGACGUCCUGAGAUUCUGCCGCCGACGAAAGCCCCCUGGGAGAGUACCUAUACCGGGUUAUACUCGUUUAUCAUCGCCGUGAUCAUGCUCAAUGGGGGGUCCUUACCGGAGCAGAAGCUGGAUCGGUAUCUGGCGCGGACGAACGCCGAUACGUAUACGCCGAUUGAUCGGACGGAUCGGUUACUGCAGCGGCUGUGUAAAGAGGGGUAUCUGGUUCGAACGCGAGAGAUGGAUGGCGGCGAGGAGCUGGUUGAGUAUAUGGUGGGACCGAGGGGGAAGAUGGAGGUUGGGACUGCGGGCGUGGCGGGGCUGGUGAGGGAGGUUUAUGGGGUUGGGAAUACGGAGGAGCAGAGGGAGGAUUUUGAGGCGAGGUUGGCCAGGAGUUUGGGGAUUAAGUUGCCUGAACCGCGGGAGGAAGAGGAGGAGCAGAAUGGGGAUGUUGAGGGGGAGGAGACGCAGAGGAGACAGUCGCAGAGACGGGGGAGAACGGAGGAGGAGGAAGAGAGUGAGGCAAUCGUACAGAUAUUGGAUAUGACAUUUUCCAAUGAGUAUUUAUAUGAAGGCGAUCCCGGCAAUGAACAUCUUGAAUACCAGAGCAAGGCCAGCGCAACCGAGAGAACUGAGCACCACUCAACCAUCCCUACCCAAGCCACAAGUAUCUACCCAACGAGCCCAGAGUCCAACUGCCUCUAG